CAGAGGGCGACGUUCGGCGGCGCGGCGCAUUGGCGACUUCCGGCGCGGCCAUUUUGUUUUUCACUGCUCACCAAGGGUACGUGCAUCCGCCGGCCGCGGUCGGGCUGUGUUUGGCACCAUGUUUCCUGUGGCCAGGGCUGCUUUGAACCUCACGGCUCGUGGUGUUCAGCGUACUGCAGUAAGACAAACUCAUCAUCGCAAACAUGAACCUAACUUCCAUGAUAAAUAUGGAAAUCUGGUGCUAAUUGGCGGAGCAGCAGUUUUUGCUUCUGUCUGGGGAUAUGUGUUCACAAAAUCUGGAAUCGAGUGGGGCUUGUCACCAGUUGGCAGAGUCACUCCGAAAGAAUGGAGGGAGUAACAGCUUUUGUUUGUAAUGAACUGGUCUAAGCUUUCACUGGAGGAAAAAACAAGUACGCAUGUGCCACGAAUAUAAUGGCAUUUGUUCCCUGGGUACCACUUGUGCUGUGGCAUUCCUGGUCUAAUAAACAUACCUAGAAAUCUC
Molecule: messenger RNA, 502 nt
Organism: Numida meleagris (helmeted guineafowl)
Lineage: Eukaryota; Metazoa; Chordata; Aves; Galliformes; Numididae
Product: cytochrome c oxidase subunit 7B, mitochondrial
Exons: 3
Coding region: 119-358 (79 amino acids)
Biological process (GO): mitochondrial electron transport, cytochrome c to oxygen
Source: RefSeq, a predicted model, not a curated record